AUGCCACCAAAACGUACAGCAGGCAAUGCCGCUUCCGGUGGUCGAAAGAAAGGCGGUGCGGCUUCUUUAUAUGAAAUGGCUGAACCAUUUGCAAAUGGUACUAUUCUAACAGAUCUUUGUCAUAAAACAUGGUCAAUUGGUAAUACAAUUGGACAAGGUGGUUUCGGUUGUAUCUAUGAAUGUCGUAGUACAUCAGCAAAAACGCCAAUUUAUGUUGUUAAAGUCGAACCUGAUUCCAAUGGACCACUUUUUUGUGAAAUGCAUUUCUAUUUGCAAUUAGGAAAAAAAACUUUACAAGAUACAUUUAUUAAAGCCAAUCAACUUGAUCAUUUAGGUGUACCACAAUUAGUUGCACACGGCAUGCACGUUAGUCCAACAUCAAAACGUCGUUAUCGAUUUCUAAUCAUUCCAUUUUAUAAGCAAACACUUGCUGCUGAAUUACAUUUAUCGAAUAAUAAUAUUGGCCAUUGUCUCGAUGAGAAACGUGUACAAUCCAUCGGCAAACAAAUACUUGAUACAUUUGAAUAUAUGCAUUCCCACGGUUAUGUACAUGCUGAUAUUAAAGCUGAAAAUAUUCUUAUGAACGAUUCUGUACAUAUUUAUUUACUUGAUUAUGGCCUCAGUCGAAAAGCUUCAUUACAAUAUGAAGAAAAAAUUCAGCGACGACACGAAGGCACCCUAGAAUUUACGUCCAUCGAUGUUCAUCGUGGUGCUAUACCAUCGUUUCGAGGUGAUUUGGAAAUUCUCUUUUAUAAUAUGUUGCAUUGGCUCGGUGCACGUUUACCAUGGAUAACAAUUACGGAUGGUGCACGCGUUCAACAAGCUAAAAUGACAGCACGUAGUGAUCCAUCGGGUUUUGUUCGAAGUAUAUUCGCAAAUAAGAAUUCAAUUUCAUCGAAAAUGCUUGAUGCUUUAACACAAUUUUUUCGAGAAAUUAUAGAAAUGAAUUAUACUGAUAAAGGUGAUUAUCAACGUUUAAGAGAAAUAAUUGCAUGUAAAUCUCGUCAACGACGUUCAUCAAUUGGUGCAGUUUCAUCACGAAAACCAAUUAUUAAUUUAGUAAAACAUGACGACGAAGAAGAAGAUGACGAAAAACCUCAAGUACCCAAGAAAAGAAAUUCACCACGUCGUCCAGCGACAGCAGCAGCAGCAGCAGCAGCAGCAGCAACAACAACAACAACAACAGUAACAACAAAUCGCGCACGAAGUGCUUCACGUGAUCGUGAUCGAAGAAAAAGUCGAAAUGCAACACGUUCACCAUCGCCACCCAUUCAAAUGCUUUCUGCGCGCACGCCAACAUUAAAUAUGCUUAGCAAUCUUUCAAAUCAUUCAAAAAACAAAAUUUCCCAUCAUGAUAUUGAAGAUGAUGAAAAUGAUAUUGACAUGAAUGUAAUUCUCAAUCCAGCAUUAAGUUCCACACGUAUCGAACGGCCACGUCGAGUACAUGCACCUAUACCAACACAACCGCCUAAAGUAACAAAUGAUUAUUACAAUAAAGCAUUCAAUCUGAAGACUGAAGAUACAGUUGCUAAGAAACAACCGAUUCCACCAAACCAAAAUUCAAAAGAUGAAAGAGAACAUUCAGAUAUUAUUUCAAAAGUACUUGCUGGUAUACCAUUAUCAGAUAGUGAAAUUCGCCGAGUUAUUCAUCGACCUAAAUAA
Molecule: messenger RNA, 1662 nt
Organism: Rotaria socialis
Lineage: Eukaryota; Metazoa; Rotifera; Eurotatoria; Philodinida; Philodinidae
Source: the annotation of a GenBank genome assembly